AUAGCUUUCAAUAGUAAUUUGAAAACCGGCUUCUGCACAUUAUAAAAGUUUCGAAAUAUUAUACGAACUAUCCAUUAAAUAAAUUUAUUAAUUUCUAUCAUUAACGUUAAUUGGAAAACGUGUUAACAUUGUUUUUGUUGUGAUUGAGCGCUACACGUUCUUCGAUUGCCCGAGGCAUAAUUCGCUGCUUGAUUUUCGAAAAAAAUGUUGUGUCCUGAAGUGUGGCGUUUUCAAGCGCCGGUCCAUGAAAUACUCGAGAAGAUCGGAACCAUCGAUCGCAAGAAGCCUAAGAAAAAUGUCAUAGUAAAUGGGAUUCGAUCGCAUCACUUCAAUCAGAUGAUUACGAUAAUUUUACCGGACGUGACCAGCAUUCCGCCCACCCUGGAAACAAUCCUAGCAGAUAGCGAUCACUACUUGGUACGGAACAUUUCCCUUCAGUCCCUAGUGGCACGACCGUUCAUCGAAGGCUUCAUCAAAAGAGGAAAAUUCUACGCAGUAUCUUUCCGCACUCGACUGGACACCGAAGACUGUGUGGUUGUUACUCCCGGCGGUACGCUCGUGCUACAUUUGAACAAGGAAACCUACCAGACGCUCGGACUAGAGGGGCGGGUAUCGCAGUUUGCACGCAAAAGGAACAGCAAAUACGUGGUUCAAAUCGACCUGAAAACGCUCCAACCGGAAACUAAACACUACGAACGCAUUCGGAAGUGUUUGAGCCGUGAAACGCUCGGUCGCUUCGAUCUACAAAUCACUUGGACUCCCCCGGAAGCAUGCAAUUCGACCGAUUCCAGCGCCACCAUUUGUCCAUCUUCCGUGGCGAGCUACUUCGCGGAAGCUCUUGCUGGAGAGUUGGAGCCGACUGCUGUUAAGGUGGAACUGAUGCCAACGGUGGUGAAGGUCCACCAGGAGUAUGGCUUGAAAGUUCCCGAGUUCAGUCUGAUCGAGCAACCGGGGAAGGAGUACUGCAGCGCGGGUGAGUUGAUAGAGUAUAUGGGAAUGUUGGCACUUUCGUGUGACACCGAGGAGGAGGAGUAUCUCAAUUCGUACGAUUUCUCUGGGGAUCGAGUGGAGAUAGGAAAUGCCAAAGUGAUGCACUGGAAAGGAUUCUUUACAACUGCUCACGUGGAAUCGGUUUAUCGGGCGCUUUUGGGAGCAUUGGAAAGGGAAAGUCAUGUGCCAUGGCUGGGAAUGUACGUUCACGGGUUUUCCGACAGUCCCAUUAGUUUCGGAAUGAGAGAGAACUAUUUCCACACUGACGGAGAUAACUCUUUUGCUGUGGUUGUUAACCCGAAAGAAGAAUAUUUGUGGUAUCAGUUAGUGGGGAAUAAUAAACUUCCCAAAUAA
Molecule: messenger RNA, 1344 nt
Organism: Topomyia yanbarensis
Lineage: Eukaryota; Metazoa; Arthropoda; Insecta; Diptera; Culicidae
Product: ribonuclease P protein subunit p40-like
Exons: 5
Coding region: 205-1344 (379 amino acids)
Biological process (GO): tRNA 3'-end processing; tRNA 5'-leader removal; endonucleolytic cleavage in ITS1 to separate SSU-rRNA from 5.8S rRNA and LSU-rRNA from tricistronic rRNA transcript (SSU-rRNA, 5.8S rRNA, LSU-rRNA)
Cellular component (GO): multimeric ribonuclease P complex; ribonuclease MRP complex
Molecular function (GO): ribonuclease P activity; ribonuclease MRP activity
Source: RefSeq, a predicted model, not a curated record